Molecule: messenger RNA, 504 nt
Organism: Strongyloides ratti
Lineage: Eukaryota; Metazoa; Nematoda; Chromadorea; Rhabditida; Strongyloididae
Product: Max-like protein X
Exons: 3
Coding region: 1-504 (167 amino acids)
Biological process (GO): regulation of transcription by RNA polymerase II
Cellular component (GO): nucleus
Molecular function (GO): protein dimerization activity; DNA-binding transcription factor activity, RNA polymerase II-specific; RNA polymerase II cis-regulatory region sequence-specific DNA binding
Source: RefSeq, a predicted model, not a curated record
AUGAAUACUAAUGGUGGUAGUGCUCAGAGCAUUGACAAGAAAAAAGAAACACAUUUACGAUGUGAAAGACAACGUCGUGAAGCAAUAAAUAAUGGGUAUAAUGAAUUAAGAGAAUUAUUACCACAAUCAAUGUCUUCAUUAGGUUGUAAAACGACAAAUGCAUCUAUUUUGUUUCGUUCAUCAGAUUACAUUCAACAAUUAACAGCAAAACUAGAAAACCAGGAAGAAGAAUUAUCAAAAUUAAGAUCAAAAGUUGCAGCUCUUCAAAUGAUAGCAAGUGAAUAUGAAAAUCUUUCUAUGGAAAAUUAUCCACAAUUAGAAGAAUCUCGUGAUCAACAAGCAUUAAUAAGAUUAUUAGAAAUGGUAUUUGAAAGUUUUAAAAAAGAUGUUGAUACGAGUGAUUAUGAAAAAUUAACAAAAACAUUACUUGCAUGGGUUGAGAAAUUAGAUUACAAAUCAAUAUCAAUUGAAGCUUUGGCACACCUGUAUACAACUAAUGCAUAA